UUGGAGUUUCUUCACAUGUUUCCUCACGGGUAUGUUUUCAACAUCGUAGCUAUUCUCACUCUGAUUUGAAUGAAGCAUUUGAUUUUUGAUUUUGCGCUAUCGACCCAUCAUGCUUUACUAAUAUUCUCUCAUGAAAUUUUGGUAAAUUUUUUAUCCUCUUACCCUUUCUAUCAACCCUUUUUGCAGCAUGUUGAAGCGUGGAUACAAAUCAAAGUCAUGGAGUGGUGCUCAGAAUUGCCGGGUCUCCGCGUUUGUCAUGUCUCUUACACUGAUGCUAAUACUAGUGGUUUUAUUUUUAGUAUUUCGUAAUGAUAGUGAUAGUGAAAUUUCCAGCUUAGCUUAUGAAAUUCCCAAACAAAAGUGGAAUGGAAAAUCCAGUUUACCUUAUGAAGUUCCCAAACAGAAGUGGAAUGGCUUUGAUUCAUUGGUGCAAUUGCAUCCAACAAAAGAAUUUCGGAAUGGAACUGAUUUGAUAUGGCAAGUGCCUGAGUCACCUGAGGGUGUUCUCUUUCUGGCUAAUGGAUGCAAUGGUAAAGCCAUCAACUUUUGGGAUAAAUCCCCUGAAUGCCCUGAUUGUGUUGGUUUGCCUGAAGAACGAUUGCUUGUACUUCAUGGUCUUGCACAAGGUUUUGCUGUUAUUACUAUUUCAAGUGCACAAAGAUGUUGGACAUUUGGUAAGGAACUGUUAGUUGUUAAAGACAUUAUAGAAUGGUGGAUUGGCAGAAGGAAGCUUGAAAAUCUUCCUCUUGUGGCUUUGGGUGCUUCCUCUGGAGGGUAUUUUGUGUCUGUGCUUGCCACUGUGAUGAAGUUUAAUAGUAUUGUGCUCAUGAUUGCUGAGGGGAUGUUUGAGGAAAUGGAUAUUAGAAGGGACUACCCACCUACCCUUUUUGUUCACAUGCCUAAAGAUCUUUAUAGGCAGCAGAAAAUAGAUGAAUAUGUGGAGGUUUUAAGAGAUAACAGGGUUGAUGUUGGCGUUGUUGAAUGUAUGGAAUUCCCGUUGUCACCAAAUACUUUGGCUGAUAGGAUUCCAGGUCUUGAUCAAGCUCUUUCUCGAAGGUUAUUUGAGUUCUUUCAGGAAAAGGGCUUUAUUGAUCAAAAUGGUUAUAUGAAGAAAGAUGGGCGUCAAAUCAAAUGGAAAAAGGCUCUCGAGGGGGAGAAAACUGUUCUGCUGGAUAAGUAUCUGGUCCCUCAUAUCCAAGAGGAGCUAAACCUUGCAUUUGCUUACCAUGAGAUGACUAGCGUGCAUUCUGACCAAAUUUUUAAAUGGUUUAAAUCUCAUAUCAGUUGAUCAAUCCUUACUUGGGAUGCUCUCUGGUGUUUAAGUUGCUACCUGCUAUGACAGAAUUGUAGCCAACUGGACUUGUAUGUCAUUGAAAUCACUUGUAUGCUAAUAGAUUGGGGACCUAUCCUUCCUCUCAUUUCAUGAAAAUUCAGUUAGAGAUCCAGUGACUCACAU
This is a messenger RNA of Abrus precatorius (Indian licorice), 1456 nucleotides long. RefSeq lists its product as uncharacterized. The record is from RefSeq and is a predicted model, not a curated record. Bases 188 to 1288 code for a protein of 366 amino acids. The transcript has a single exon. Lineage: Eukaryota; Viridiplantae; Streptophyta; Magnoliopsida; Fabales; Fabaceae.